This is a messenger RNA of Macrobrachium nipponense, 3519 nucleotides long. Its product is annotated as ankyrin-3-like. The record is from RefSeq and is a predicted model, not a curated record. NCBI's taxonomy places the organism in Eukaryota, Metazoa, Arthropoda, Malacostraca, Decapoda, Palaemonidae. Gene Ontology annotation, biological process: intracellular signal transduction. The transcript is spliced from 12 exons. The coding region runs from base 314 to 2326 and encodes 670 amino acids. Gene Ontology annotation, molecular function: protein binding.
CGGAGGCGCCCAUAGAUGGCACCACUGUGGAACAGGUGAGCACCAUAACAAAUUGUGUUCUGUCGCCCAAAUAAUCAUCCUGCUGUUCGAACGGCGGAGGCCGCCGCCUUAUGGAGACACCACCACGGGCAGGGCGGAGGAGAUCGGUCAAUGAGAGGAGGGGGAGCCGCCGAUGAAGCCAGGAGGAGAAAAGGACAGCAGAAUAAUGACCGACAUAAGACAGACUGCUGGGGGACUCACUUCGUCGAAUGGCCGUCUGCUGCAGUAAAGUAGCCCAGGCAGUGCGUGUGUACAGAGAGGUGGAGCUGGCGUGAUGGGGGGUGUACUGUCCUCCUUUUUUCAGUCUGGCAGUGCACUCCUGUCCUCUGGCAACCACCGAACUGUCUCAGAAACGACAAAGAAAAAUAUCAGAGUUGUGUUCGACGCUCUUCGAGCGAAUCCUCGAGUUACAGUUCAGCGUUUAGAGGGCCUACUGUCAGCUAUUCCGAAGAAUGAGAACUUACUUUACGUUCACAAUGAAGAAGGCUACAAUUUGCUUCAAAAAGUGGUGGGCAUCAACAACGUAGAAAUGGUGAGAUGGUGUCUGACACGCAAUGUCGAUGUAAAUCGAGGGGUCUGCUCCCUCCCACUUCACAUAGCUUGCCUAAGAGGGUAUGAAGAUUGUGUGGAAGUUCUCUUGAAACAUGGUGCCAGAAUUGAUGUGGAAGCUCGCAUGUGCUGGCCGGGGCCUCAUAACCAGAACUGUGAACAGCGGGGGAAAUAUUGUGGACCUGACAUGAGCAUGGGUGACAGGUCAAGUGAUAAACUACAAAAUGCAAUAUAUUAUGCCAUCGAUGGAGAUCAGGUCGAUAUUUUGGAGUUGUUGACACAACAAGGGGAAGAUCACUGGUUGCCAUGGCAACAGAAGAGGCCUUUGCUGCACAUUGCCUGCGAGCGUGGCGCUUGGAAUUGCGUGAAGUUUUUAGUUCUAGAAAGGUCAGAUGAAAUAAACCAGUGUUACGAUGAAUACUACCCAAUACACCAAGCCGCUUUGCAUGACCUCAAGUUUCUCGAUCUCCUCAUCCAAUGUGGUGCCGAAACGACUGUUCGCACGUACACGCAGCAGAUGACUGUGCUGCACGUUGUUUUCCUCCUGGGUAAAAAGAGCGCAGAAGACACGUUAGAAACUGUUAAAUUGUUACUCCAACAUGGUCUGAAGGAACAUAUUAAUACGGCUGAUUCUCUGGGAAAUACUCCCCUCCAUGCUCUUAUUGUUAGGUAUGCAUUAGAAGAAGCGCGUUAUGGUUACGACCACGAUCCAGCACCCUGGAACAAGUGGGAUAUGCUGCACAUAGUCCGAUAUCUACUGCAAAAUGGAGCUUCGCCGAGCAUAAACCAACAAGGCAACUCGGCUCUAGCUUGUGUACUGAGGCAUGUGAGGGACUGGGAGUUCCGCUACGAGCUUUUGGACAUGUUGCUUCAUUAUGGCGGAAACCCAAACCUUGUGGGCAGAGAUGGCUCUGUUCCAUUAAUGGUCUGCUUGGUUCCCCUCAUCAAUAAGGAUCCACUGCACCAUUUCACCCAUACCAUGAAGAUAUUUUACUUGAAUUGUGUAAGGAUACUUUGCAAGUAUGGUGCUAAUCCCAACUGCUCGUCCCGCUCCAAUCUUACACCUCUUCAUGUGCUCAUGUUCACUGCUAGUGAAAACAUUUCUCUAUCAAGGGAAGAAGAAAAAUCUGGCGCUUUCACCUUCAUUCGGCAACUACUUGUCAUUUUGCUGCAGCAUGGUCUAGAUCCAAAUGUCAGGUUCAGUCAACGCACGCAGCACAUCUUGCUCUCAUUAAUGGACAUGGUACAGAAUGCAAGAACACCUUUCGAUUUGGAUCACGUUUACGACUUAACGACUACGCUUCUGCAGUAUGGCGCUAAUCCCAACAUCAACAUUUCAACCACUGAACCUAUGAUUUGUCACUCUCAGUCAUCUGUCUUCCUAAAAAAGUCGUCCAAUCAGGUAUUGUACUACUAUGUGCAGCUGCUAAUUAGGAAAGAAGAACUUCUGAUUGAUCCAGACCAAAGAUUUGCACGACUCCUUCACUUGUAUUACCUAGCGAUGGAUCACAAGGAACUUCACCAGUGCCUAAAAAUCCUUUAUACCCAAACUUCUCUUGUUCCCAUGAAGCGGCCCCUUACGCAAGUCCUUAGGGAACUUUAUACAAAACCAAGAACUUUGAAGCAGAUCUGCAGAGUCAUAAUAUAUGAUUCUUUAGAAAGGAGAACGGCCCAGAAUGUGAAUAAGCUCCCUCUUCCUGGAAUUUUAAAGGAUUAUAUCUUGAACUUUGAUCCUUGAGACGUUCAAUGGUCGCAUGUUUUGGCGCAAAAGUAAGACUUUUUAUGUAGAUGUCACUGGUGCACUUUGGGAUUGUUACAAUAGCGGUAAAUAUUUGAAAGUUAGAUGGUUUGUUGUACAUAAAAUUCCAGUGAAGUACAUCAGCUCUUUGUAUAAUUUAACAGGUUAUCUUGGAUUGUUAUAUGUGAUGUAUUGCUAGGAAAUCUACAGCACCAGGUUACCUCAAAGGGUGAGACAUCCGAUAGCAUUCACGUUUUUGCCAAGCUGGUUCAUUUUACAAGUUUUAUGCUUAAGUUGAUGUUAUUAUAUGCUGAAGAAAGCGAGGAUAUAUAUGCAAAGCAGCACCUUGCAUAUUAUAACUGGUGACUUGAGUUCUAUUACUUGAAGGCAUCUAUAGUGAUAAAAGUCCGGGAGGACGACUGCCAAAGGUACUUUGGCAUAAACUGUCCAGAUUUAUAAAAAAAAAAGAAAAAAAAAGCUUUAGUAUAAAAUAUGAGCUUCAUAUAGUUACCUUAUGUAUAUACAGUGUAUAUAUUGGACAUUCUCUUUUGGCACUGGUGCUCGAAGUUUCUCCGAUUUUGAAAAUUUUUGCCCGUUGUGUAGCUAUGUGUACGUGGCAAACCAUACUUAAAACGAAGUACCGAUUCUGUAGAAAAAUAUAGUGAUAAGUGUACCAGUUUAGAACUAAAUAUGUGCUUGAUAUCACACACAAGAAAAGGGAUGCAAUGCUUUUUACAGAGGACGAGAGAUUCAGAACGGAAGAUUUGAUCUGAGUAAUGUUGAGCCUUAUCCCCCAUAUCCCCACUAAAAUAGAAAAAUUUAAAAAAAUAAAAAAAAAGAUAAAAACCAAUAAUAAAAAAAAAAAAAAUUGAAGCAAUUUUGUGGAAGGAAAAUACUCUUUUAUCAGGUGUUAGAAUUCCUAUCUUGUUACUUCAGUGCUCGAGUUUCGCAGAUAAGUAAGCUCUCGAGUUUUAACCAAAGAAAACCGUUACUUUGAAGAUGUGUGUUUUUGACAUCUUUUCUGAUUGGGACCUUUUGGGUAUACUAUAUUCAGAAUGUUUUCAGCUUCUUGCUUCUCCAGACCAAAUAUAUAAACAUUUUUUGUAAAUAUUGUGAAAACCAUGUUAUAUUUUAAUUUGGUGAAUAUGAUUUAUGUAAAUUUCAUCAGUUUGUUAUUAAACUAAGUCUAAGUU